Molecule: messenger RNA, 2292 nt
Organism: Thyridium curvatum
Lineage: Eukaryota; Fungi; Ascomycota; Sordariomycetes; Thyridiales; Thyridiaceae
Exons: 2
Coding region: 1-2292 (763 amino acids)
Biological process (GO): DNA-templated transcription
Cellular component (GO): nucleus
Molecular function (GO): zinc ion binding; DNA binding; DNA-binding transcription factor activity, RNA polymerase II-specific
Source: RefSeq, a predicted model, not a curated record
AUGUCCACCCCCAGUGCCGUCGCCCGGACGGCUCCUAUCGCCAUUGCACCCAAACCUUCCCGUCCACCCUACCCUCCCAGCCGUCAAGGUAGCGCUAUAUACAGCGAGGGAUAUGCCAGCAGUCUUGGGGCGGGCUUCGACUCGCCAGACACCGGUUCACCGCUGACAGGACACUCGUCGAUUCCUUGCGACGUCUGCCAGCGUCGCCGCAUCAAGUGCGUCACCACGGACAACGACGACGGCAGCUGCAUUUCAUGCCAGGUGAACGGCAACGAGUGCUCUCUUGUCGGAAGCCCGCAGCCGCUAAAAAGGAAGCUCAAUGGUGACCUGGAAGAGAGCCAUAACAAGCGCGGUUCACCUGGAAGAUCCGACCUCAGGAGGAGGAGGCCGCACCAGUCCAGCCUAUCGAGCACUGCUACGAGUGCGGCACUUAUUGAAGACAUGGCCAACAUAGGCGGGCCGCACCUGCUCAAGCGGACUUUAGGUCUGCAGCAAGACCGGUACUCUCAGUACAUCGGACCGACGACUGAUUUUGAGCCGUCACUGAUCAACCUGUCGUCUUUUGACCCGCACGAUGAAAGCCUCCUUGCGAGGGGCACUCUCCGCAAAGUCAGCGAUAUCGACACCUUUCUUAUGCUACCCGACAACCUCACGCCUGGGUAUGAGCACAUUACCGAAGACCUCGAGGAGAUCGAGAGGCUCGUGGCACCACACGGCCGCAAGCUAAUAGACAUAUACUUUCGGGUCGUGCACCCGGGGUUUCCCAUCAUCCAGAAAACAGUCUUUUACGAGAAGUACGAGCGGUCAUACCGGGAGUUCGCGCCGUGUCUUCUCGCUGCGAUCUACCUUUUGGCGAUCAACUGGUGGGACCAGGAUGAGACGCUCUCUGCUUACCCACGACCCAAGGUCCGAGAGCUGGAGAGGCUGGUAAGGACGACACUUGCAGAUGCGAUGUUCAGGCCAAAGCUCUCGACGAUACAAGCUGGGCUCUUGUUGUCGCAACGGCCCGAGGGGGAUCAGUGGGCACCUACGGCGCAACUGGUCGCGAUCGCACAGGAGCUAGGCCUUCACCUGGACUGCUCUGGUUGGAAGAUCCCACCUUGGGAGAAGGGGCUGAGGAAACGACUCGCCUGGGCCUUGUACAUGCAAGACAAAUGGGGCGCUCUGGUCCAUGGACGGCCCUCGCAUAUUUUCACUUCGAACUGGGCAGUGCAGCCUCUGACACCGAAUGAUUUUCCGGACGUCGAAUCGGAGGAGGACGGCGUUGAGGAGAGGAUCGAGAUCGAGCAGGGACGCACGCUGUAUGCGCAAAUGGUCGUCUUGUCCCAGAUCCUGGCCGAGAUUCUGUACACGUUUUACACGUUGCAGGCAAAUCAGACGGUGACAAACGCGGGAGCCCAAGGGACACAUCUCGUCUUGUCACUUGCCAAACCCAUACAGUUGAAGCUCAAGGACUGGUACUCUGGCCUCCCUCAGCAGAUCAGGAUGGAUUCGUCGUUGACGACCACAAACACCCCCUCGAGUCGGCUGUCCAGCAUCGGCUACCUGCACCUCGCCUACUUCGCCACCGAGAUCACCCUCCACCGCCGCAUCAUUCGCUCCAUGGCGGCCGCCGACGCCGGCCCCAACGGGGUCAACCCCUCGACCCCGCCUUCGGGCCAGGGCGCCGUCGACCCGUACGUGCAGCACAUCUGCCGCUCGGCGGCCAAGGCGCGCCUCAUCUCGGCGAUGGACUUUGUCAACCGCCUGACGCCGCAGCACCUCCGCUCCUUCUGGUACUUUGCCUCCAAGACCAACUUCGCCCUCAUCGGCACCUUCGGCUCCCUGCUCUGGGCGACGUCGCCGGGCCGCGAGGAGGCGGACUGGUACCGCCGCCGCCUCGGCGAGUACCGCUGGACGCUGUCGGUGUCGUCCAAGCCCGGGGAGGGCAGCCGGGGCCUGACCGACUUCGCCAUGGGCAUGCUCGACAUCAGCACGGGCCUGCUCAAGCAGCUGCCCGAGAAGCCGAUCCUGAGCCGCAGCGGCAGCAUGGCCGACAUGGACGCCGCGCGGCGGCAGAGCAUGCUGGCGCUCGGCAACGACGGCGGUGGUGGUGGCGGCGGCGGCAUGGGCAUAGGCAUGGGCAUGGGAGGGGGUAGUAUUGCCGGCAGCGGCGUGGGCAGCUACAGCGGCCUGCCGAGCAUCGGGGGCAGCGGGAUGCAGAGCCCGCAGAGCGAGAGCGGGGACAGCAGCGACGAGGAGAUGUACGGUAGCUUUGCGCCGACGUCGGGCAUGGCUGGUAUGGGGGAGUAA